Molecule: messenger RNA, 1206 nt
Organism: Amborella trichopoda
Lineage: Eukaryota; Viridiplantae; Streptophyta; Magnoliopsida; Amborellales; Amborellaceae
Product: putative methyltransferase At2g41040, chloroplastic
Cellular component (GO): chloroplast
Molecular function (GO): S-adenosylmethionine-dependent methyltransferase activity
Source: RefSeq, a predicted model, not a curated record
CUCUCUCUAAAAGUUAUUGUUUCUCUCUCUAAAAGUUUGAGUGGGAUCGUGCACUCGCAAUGGCCACCUUCACAACGCUCCGCCCAUUUCAGAGGAAUACUAUCAAUAUAGUCUCUAAGCCACCUGCAAAACCCAGGUUUCCCUGCAAAUUACGGGUCAGUUUAGCAGUGGCUCCUUCGGAAUCAGGCAUAAAACAAACUGAUGGCUUGCAGUACAAUUUAUUUGCAUGCCCAAUCUGUUACGAACCUUUAAUUAGGAAGGGACCAUCAGGAUUAACCUUGCCGGCAGUUUAUAGGUCUGGUUUUAAGUGUCAAACAUGUAGAAAAUCUUACUCAAGCAAGGAUGUGUUUCUGGAUCUUACUGUAACUUCUGGCACUAAAGACUACAACGAGUUCAAGCCUCCACGGACAGAAUUGUUUAGGAGCCCUCUUGUGUCUUUCUUGUAUGAGAGAGGGUGGCGCCAGACUUUCAGUGGAAGUGGGUUUCCUGGUCCUGAUGAAGAGUUCAAGAUGGCACAAGAAUUCUUUGAACCUGCAGCAGGUGGGCUUCUUGUAGAUGUCAGCUGUGGAAGUGGGUUAUUUUCAAGAAAAUUUGCUGAUUCCGGAUCCUACUCUGGAGUUAUUGCAUUGGAUUUCUCAGAGAAUAUGCUACGGCAGUGCUAUGAUUUUAUAAAAAAUGAUGACACACUUCUAAAUGCGAACCUGGCUCUUGUGAGAGCAGACGUUUCAAGACUUCCCUUUCCAUCGUGUUCUGUUGAUGCAGUUCAUGCUGGUGCUGCCCUGCACUGUUGGCCAUCACCUUCAAAUGCAGUAGCUGAAAUCUGUCGUAUCUUGCGUCCUGGUGGUGUCUUUGUUGCAACCACCUUUUUGUCAUCGGUCUUCAGUGACUAUUUACCUUCUGAUGUAUUGCGGCCUUUACGACAGGCUGUUCAACCACUCGCAAACACAUACAGCUAUCUCACAGAGAAGGAAAUUGAGGAUCUAUGUAAAUCGUGCGGUUUUAUGAAUUAUACAAGCAAAAUACAACAAUCAUUUAUCAUGUUUUCUGCACAAAAACCUGGAGGUAAUGAUCUCAAUGGAAGUUGAGUCCCCCUCAUGCCGUCUGUAUUUGUGUGAUUUAUUGUUGUAUUAAUUGAAACACAAGAUGGAAAUUGUUUAUUACAACUACGAUAAAGUGUAUAUUAAAGAUGUUUAAAAUGGUGCAAAA